Molecule: messenger RNA, 2128 nt
Organism: Prosopis cineraria
Lineage: Eukaryota; Viridiplantae; Streptophyta; Magnoliopsida; Fabales; Fabaceae
Product: coiled-coil domain-containing protein SCD2-like
Exons: 17
Coding region: 219-1931 (570 amino acids)
Biological process (GO): cytokinesis by cell plate formation
Source: RefSeq, a predicted model, not a curated record
UACUCCAGGAUUCCGCAAGCGGUGUCGUUUUGACGAGGUCUUCCCCGCUGACCACCCCGCGACUCGAAAGAGCUCCCCGUUUCUCCCUCCUCCCGCAGUUGGUCCUAUUUUUCUUCGAUUUUCUCGAGAAAAUAUAGCGUCGAGGAAAUCUCGGUCUUUCUCCACGCUGUUACGCAGAGUAAAGGGCGUUUUCACUUGUAUAUACAUAGCAUAAAGUGAUGGAUCGGAAGAGAACUGCAAGUCCGGUGUACACGAGGCAGUGGAGCGGUGGUUCCAGUAGCACCGGCUCAUCAUCUCCGGCUAUGUCGCCGGCUCAUCCUCAGUCACGUCUUGGUCCAUCUUCCACCGGCCUCUCGACCAUCAAGCGGACGCAGAACGUAGCCGCCAAAGCAGCUGCACAGCGUCUGGCUCAGGUCAUGGCGUCUCAGACGGCCGAUGAGGACGAAGAAGAUGAUGAUCUCGGGUUUCGGUACAGUGCUCCGACGCCUCCAGCCGUUACUUCUUACUCUAGCAACUUAAAUAAUAACAAGAAUGGUGUUAUCCCUGCUAUCCCUCCGAUUUCGCUCGCAAGACCUAACAGAUCUCCCUCCCCUGCGUUAGGUCGGAACUUUGUAGAGCAUGCUCAGUCAGUUCGUUCAACUUCAGCUGGCAGACCAGCAGUGUCUGCUCGCACGACAACGUUGGUACCUCCCAGCAAAUCCACAAUUAGAACGCCAAUGGCCAUACCUCCUAUCGAUCCUCCGUCCAAUCGAAAUAGAGAUCACAAAAGGUUAUCAUCGGAUAUUGGGCAACUUAACCCAAAAGGCAUCGGAGAUACGCGUGAAGCUUCUGCACUCCGUGAUGAACUUGAUAUGCUACAAGAAGAAAAUGAGGUUAUGUUGGACAAGCUAAGACGUGCAGAAGAAAGGCGUGAAGAAGCAGAGGCAAGAGCUAGGGAACUUGAAAAACAGGUUGCCUCUCUUGGAGAAGGUGUAUCUCUGGAAGCCAAGUUGCUGAGCAGGAAGGAAGCUGCUCUGCGACAAAGAGAGGCUGCUCUCAAGGCUGCACAGCAAACAAGGGAUGGAAAAGAUGGUGAAAUUGCUGCCCUUCGUGUGGAAAUUAAGAAUCUAAAAGAUGAUGCUGCAACAGCUGUCGAGCAACAGCGAGAAGCAGAAUCUGAAGCAAAGGCUCUUCGUACGAUGACUCAGAGAAUGAUUUUGACCCAGGAAGAAAUGGAGGAAGUUGUGUUGAAGAGGUGUUGGCUUGCUCGCUAUUGGGGUCUUGCUGUAAAAUAUGGAAUUUGUGCUGAUGUAGCACAGUCCAAGCAUGAACAUUGGUCUUCUGUUGCUCCUCUUCCUUUUGAAGUUGUCAUUUCUGCCGGACAAAAGGCUAAGGAGGAAUCUUGGAACAAAAGUGCUGAUGAUCCAGAUAGGAGCAAAGUUGUUCGUGACUUGAGUGAUCUCACAGGGGAAGGAAAUAUUGAGAGCAUGCUUUCAGUCGAAAUGGGUUUAAGAGAACUUGCUUCUCUAAAGGUUGAGGAUGCUGUUGUGCUUGCAUUAGCCCAGCACAGACGCCCAAAUUUGGUUCGGCAUUCCAUUUUAGAUUCCAAAUCACCUGGUGACCCCAAAUUUGUGGAAGCAUUUGAAUUAUGCAAAGAGGAGGCAGAAGAUGUUCUUUUUAAAGAGGCAUGGCUAACUUAUUUUUGGAGAAGAGCCUUAGUUCAUGGUGUAGAAGAGGAUAUUGCUGAAGAGCGGCUUCAGUUUUGGAUUACCCGCAGUGGUCAGUCAACAACUUCACAUGAUGCUGUUGAUGUCGAGCGAGGCUUGUUUGAGCUGAGAAAGCUGGGGAUAGAACAGCAGCUCUGGGAAGCAUCUCGAAAAGAAAUUGAUCAGCUUCCAGGAUCCACAGUUGCUAAUCAUAAGCCUGCUGCGGAGCCGGAAGCCUCAUGGUGAUUUUGGUAGCUUUUAUUUGUUGAUUGAUUCUUUUUUCCAUAUGUAUAUGCGUUUUGCCACCUGCUUCCUGCACACUGUUGUCACUCACCUUUAUAUUUGGAUCGCAUACAAAGAAAGCAAGAACGGGUACAUUACAAGAGAGACGUUGCUGAUUGUAUUUUUGAAACUGAAUAUAUAUUAUGAUUCUUUUUGUUUAA